AUGGCGCAGACGCCGCCUGCGCUGCUGGCUUGGGCCGGCAACUCCGGGUGGCGUGGGGGGGCCCUUGCGGCCCCGAGCGCCUGUGAGGCGCUGCAGUUGCUGCUCGACGCGCAAGCCAUGGCGCGACUCUCCCCGCAGCAGGCUGCUGUCCUCGCGGCCGGCGGCGUCGUGGCGGCCUGCUGGCCGCUGCUGGCGCAGCGGCUGGGCCUGUUUGAGCGCCACGGCAUGCGCAGCCUGGCGGAGUGCUGGGUGGUGCUGUGGCUGGCGGCUGCGUUGGGACGAUGGGUGCAGUGGUGGGCAAGCACGGUUGGCGCGCGCCGCGCGGCCUCGGGGGUUAGAGUGGCUGCGCCCAGCGGCGCAGCGGCGGCGGAGGCGGGCCCGCUGAAAGGGGGGCCGGCAGCUGGAGGCCCGGAGGCUGACGCGGCAGGGCCGGCGGCUGCGGCGGCGGCGGCGGCGGCAGAGGAGGAGGAUUGGGAGGAUGAUGUCGGCGUGCAGAAGCGGCGCGCGCAGGCGGAGCAGGCCGCCUCUGCGGCGCGCGCGUGCGUGGCUGUCAGCGAUGCCUUGCUGCGGCUGCGAGCCGCGCUCGCGCCAGCGGGGGCGCCGUCGGCGGCGCCGGGCGCGGGCGCGGGCGCGGGAGGGGCGGAGGCUGUCGGCGCGCGCGACGCAGCGCACGCGCUUCGCGCGCUCGCAGAGGCGAUGCUGGACUCUCCGCAGGCCGUGGACUGGUUGCUAAGCGCCGGCGGCGUUGCUGACGUGGCUGCGGCUGUGGACUGGGCGAGCCAAGUGCAGUCCGCAUCCCGCGGCGCGCCCGAGGCGCUGCCGCUGCUGCUGCAGGGGAGCUGGGUCGUGCUGCAGCUGGCGCACGGCCCGCCCCCCGCACGGGAGGCGCUGUGCACGCCGGCGGCCGCGGGCGCGCUGGUGCGGCUGCUUGGGGUUGCGGACUGCGCGCCCGGCGCCGCCACGGCCGCGCCUGACGCAGUGGGUGCGGUGUUGCGCAAUGCGGCCCUCUCGACACUGCUGCUUGUCGAAGCAGGCGCGGACCCCGCAGCUGCAGGCAGCGUGCGCGCCGCAGCCGCCGCACGCGCCGCCGCCGCGCUGCGCCGUGCAGGCGCGUUCCCCGCGCUCUCUCGCGCCGUCGCCUGCGAGGGCUACCCCGGCCACGACGCGGGCCCGGCCGCGGCCGCGCUGGCCGCGGGCGCGCUCGCGGCAAUCGCGCUGGCCCCCACGGUCGCACGCGGCGGCGGCGCCGGCGCCGGCGCUAUCGCGGCGUGCGCCGCUGGUGGCGGCGGCGAGCGGCAUCAGCUGACGGGCCUCGUGGCCGACGCGCUUGACGCGCUCCUGGAGCCUUCUGCCCUCCGCGGCUUUGUGUUCCUUAUCGGCCAGCUCCGCGGACAGCAGGAGGCGCAGCAGGCGCGCCGGCCGGCCCCAGACACACAGCAGACGCCGCCCGGGGCGCCGCCCCCACGCGCGCCCGGCGCCGCCCUCGCGGCCGCGCUGCUUCAGGCGGCCCUGCCCGUGGCGCUGGCGGCGCGGCCCGACGCGCUGCUACGGGCCCUGGUCGAGCAGCGGCUCGUCGGCGCGCUGCUGCGCGCGGCGCCGCGGCGCGUGGCCCAGCUGCUAACGGCGCGCCUCGUCAGCAGCGGCGGCCAGGCGGUGCUCGCUGCGGUUGAGGCGGAGUGGGCGCUCGACGCGGCGCUGGCGCUGGCGCAGGCCAUCGCGCUGCCUGUGCAUUUGAAGCUCCCCGCCGCCGCGCCAUCCGCGGCAGAGCUGCGGGGCUUGCAGCAGCAGCGGGAGCAGGUGGAGCAGGAGCGGCAGCAGGGGCGGCAGCGGCAGCACGCGUCGGGCGCGUCGGCGCUGCUGGAGCGGGGCAGCGACGACGUGUACACGGACGUGCUCGCCGCGCGGCUGCUGCUGCGGCCGCAGAGACUGCAGGAGCUGGUGUGGGCGGCGGGUGAAGAGUGGGCUGCCGUGGCGGAGGGCGGCAGCAAGCAUGUGCAGCAACAGCAGCAGCAGCAGCAGCAGCAGCAGCAGCAGCAGCUAGAAGGGGACGCGUCCAGCGCACUGCUCGCGUUGGCGGGUCACUUACUCAGCGUCGAUUCCGAGCUACAGCAAGUGAAGCUCGUGCGCGGCGAGAGCAUCGCCGACAGCGAGAGCAGCAACGGCAGCAGCGGCAGCAGUAGCAGCAGCAGCAAUUGCUGCUGUUGCUGGGAUGGCAGCGAACUCGGCUUUGGCUGUAGCAACGACGACGGCCUGCCGUCUGGUUGUGACGGCGCCGGCGCGUCGUCAGGCCUCUCGUCCGCGCCGCGCCGCAGCGGCUCGGGGCCAGUCGCCUUCGCGCUCGGCCCGCACGAGCACCGGAUGCGCCGCGGCGCGUACCGACGCCUCAGGCGCGCUUCCAAGCUGCUGCACUCGAUACUGCGCCUGCAAGACGGCGGCGGCGGCGGGUAUGACGGGGGGCCAAUACGCGCGUUCGCGGUCCCGGGUUUUACAGAUGAGGCAAACUGGUGGUGCCUCACGCAGCUGGAGCGGUGGACAGAGGGCAGCGGCGGCCGCGCCGGCGGCCGGCAGCAGCGGCAGCAAGGGGUGGUGCAGCAGCAGGCGACGAAACAGCAGGGGGCGCAGCAGCGGGCGGCGGGCACGCGCUUGGGGCCGCGCCAGGCGGCGCAGCUGUGGGUGGCCGCCGACUUUUUUCAGGUGGACGGCCUGCAGUGUGCCUGUGAGGACGACCUAGCUGCCGCCCUCGCGGCCGCCGCGGCAGGGGACGCCGCCGCCACCGGCCGCGCCGGCGCGUUCGCCGAGCUGCUCGGCGCGUCGCUUGCGCUCUGCGUGCGCCACCCGGCGUCGUCCGGGCGCCUGCGGCGGCUCAUCGCGCGCGAGUUCUUGCGCGCGGCGUCGGCGGCCCCUGUGGGGUGCCUGGACCCGCGGCUGGCGGCGGCCGCGGCGGCGCGGCUCGGCGCGCUGCUGCCUGGGGUACUAGCAGAGCUGCGAGACCGGCUGGUGGCGCUGUGCGUGCUGAACGCGGGCCGCGGCGACGCGGACAGCCCGGAGGAGGCCGUCGGCUGA
Messenger RNA from Monoraphidium neglectum, 3063 nucleotides. RefSeq lists its product as hypothetical. The transcript is spliced from 4 exons. The coding region runs from base 1 to 3063 and encodes 1020 amino acids. Lineage: Eukaryota; Viridiplantae; Chlorophyta; Chlorophyceae; Sphaeropleales; Selenastraceae. The record is from RefSeq and is a predicted model, not a curated record.